Molecule: messenger RNA, 1288 nt
Organism: Sorghum bicolor (sorghum)
Lineage: Eukaryota; Viridiplantae; Streptophyta; Magnoliopsida; Poales; Poaceae
Exons: 5
Coding region: 1-870 (289 amino acids)
Source: RefSeq, a predicted model, not a curated record
AUGGUGUUUGGGGAUUCGGGUUCGCCCGGGGAGCCGCCGCUGGAGGAGCAGGUGGUGGAUGCACGUUCUGUUCAGGAUUUCUCGCUCAUUGAGCCAACCAACGCAACAGAGACGGUGGAGGCACAGUUUGCCAAUGCAGUAGUUGCAACUCAACCCGACCCAGCCAGUGCUACCCUUUCCAUUACAGAAAUUCGAUUUGCCAUUGAAAGCCAAUUUGGAAACCAGGCCGUCCCUGUAGCCAUCACGCGAUUUCGUUCAGAUUUCGUGAUCCAGUUUGCCACGCUCCAUGAGAGAGACACUGUCGCUUUGGCAGAAAUACUGAGCGGCCACAAUUUUAGCAUGCUUCUUCUCCCUUGGUCUAGCCAAUAUGGAGCUACGACUGUCGAUUGGAAUACUGCAGUGACUAUAGACAUAUCAGGCUUCCCACCUCAUGCAUUUGAUCCAGCCACCUUAGGACCACUGCUUUCACGUCACUGUUCUAUCCAAACCUAUCAAUUCAUCAAGUCCAAAGGUAUUUGUCGUAUUGAUGCCUACACACUUAGCACAAGAUCUAUCCCCAAAAACGGCUACAUGGGAUUCCAAUAUCAGAAAGUAGAUGGUGUGCGCAACGUGGUGUUUCCUGUCACAAUGAAAACAUACCUAUACUCUGAAGCCCCAAAACUUGAGGAGGAACCUGGUGGGCUUGAUGCUCCUGUGGAAAAAACUGACUCCGUCGCUUCAUGGGACACAGCUGAAGAGCUAGGCUAUGACAGGGAGGUGCUCGAAGAAGCCUAUGAUCGCCAACAUAGAGCCAACAUGAGACUUGAACGAUCAGGAUACUAUGGACAUGCAAAUUGCAGCACCUUCCUCUUCCUACACCACUUCUUCUGAUCAGCCUUUCUACCUGCCCAGAGAUUACUCCUCCGAUAGCAUUGAAUCAGAUCGAAGUUGGAAGCUCUAUUGACGCUGGACAUAUUGAUGGAAACUUCAGGACUGGCAGAACUUCUCUUUUGGUGUUCGACUUAGCUGUUUGUUUCGAACCAUCAGUUUUUAGUAUUAUGUGAACAUCGGACGUGUAUAAUUCUAACCUAGAGAUUCAUCGUCUCAGCUGUAGAUGGUGGCUCUAUAUACUAGUAUUUGCUAAUAUGGGUGACCAUAUAUAUGUACGCUAUUGGCCAUCUGACCUCGAUUUGGAUCAAAACAAAUGCAUGCACCGGUGCUAGCCCGCGCGCAUGGGCGCGCCUAAUACACUAGUGUAAGAUAAAAUCCCGAUAAAAAAAAGUCUGUAAUAAGAUAAAUCAAGCAUGGA